AUCAAACAAGAUUUACUGGGAUACAGCACUUCCUUGACGACAUUCCACUGAGAAAAGAGCUGUGCAAGCACUUUCCCAACAUCCCACAGAUGUUUUGGUCAAAAACGUGCGUUCAACACAAUGGGUUCUUUGGAGCAAAGACUGCAGUAGACUCGAGCUCUACCGGAACUUCAACCUCACCGAGGGUGGAAACAUGGUUUCGUAUGAUUGUCAAAUCGAUAAAGCCACCACCAAAGAACGUCGAGUUUACGCAAUAUCAAUGGUAUGAGAUGUCCUUUCUCUCUACUCUCAGCGAGAAACGCAAUAUGCUGUUGUGUCUUGAUACACCCAGACACUUAGCUUGGAACAUGUUCGAGAUGCUUCUGGAAGAAGAAAACAAGGAUGCAAUUACUGGACCAUAUGGCUUGCACCAAGUACUGCUUGAACAGCUCAUGGUGAUGUAUGACGAAGGCGUAUGGGAUAUCGCGAGGAUCAUGAGGAACAAUGAGAAAAAUAAAGGGCCAAUGGGCAACACAGACUUGCAUUACUUCAUCAAGCUCUACGAAGAUUCCAGACAUACUGUACACUCUGUCGAGUCAACGCAGGAAGCGGCAAAGGUCGUAGAGUGUAUCGCUCAACAAUGUCAUAUAUUGGCCUCCCGAGCAACAAUCCAUCAAGACCUUCUCUCUUCCCGGCUGGAUACGUUCAAGUUCCAGCAUACGAUGAUGCAAGGCUUCUUAGCACGAGCGGUAUCCAACGACAGACGUAUGGGCAAUGAGCAAAACUUGACAUCAAAUCUCAUGUCUCAACUCGACGCAAAAACAAACGUCGACAUCGCAAUGGCGACAAAAGAUGACGGUGCGGCAAUGAAGACAAUCGCAAUAGUGACGAUGACUUUUCUGCCCGCUACAUUUGUCUCUGCACUACUGGGUAUGAACUUCUUCGCCUACGACCCGGAUGCCCAUGGUGGUCAUAUGACCUACUCUCACGAUUUGUGGAUCUACUUUGUCAUCUCUGUGGUCUUGACUUUGGGACUGUUUGCUUUAUGGUGGAUGUGGCAGCAGUAUAGAAGGAGGGCCAUGGCGAGUUCGAGAUUGGAAGAGAGCAAUGCGAUGGAAAGCGCUUAUGCUGUAUUGCAAAAGACGUAGGAGGUCAAUAACAAGAACUGAGUAAGUUACGAUGGGAGUUGCAGUCGCGAUGGUAACACACAUUU
Molecule: messenger RNA, 1192 nt
Organism: Aureobasidium subglaciale EXF-2481
Lineage: Eukaryota; Fungi; Ascomycota; Dothideomycetes; Dothideales; Saccotheciaceae
Exons: 4
Coding region: 90-1127 (345 amino acids)
Biological process (GO): metal ion transport; transmembrane transport
Cellular component (GO): membrane
Molecular function (GO): metal ion transmembrane transporter activity
Source: RefSeq, a predicted model, not a curated record